AUGGGAACGUUUCAUGAACUUGUGGCAGGAUAUCCCGAGUUAAUGUACACUGGAAUAGGAGUUACGGCGUUUGUGACCGGAGGAGCGCUGAUCUACAAAAUUGCCACCAGGUAACUUCAUGGUUCUGCACAGCGAAGCGCGUUUGUUUUGGCGACCUUUACGUUAAAACCAGUUCAAGUUUUGACUAUAUAGCAAUGGAUCAAUAUUGUGUCGUUCAGUGUUUCAUGUGGUCAACAAAAACACUCAAUAGUUUUCAUCUCUAAUCUAUCUAUACAGCGCGCGCUAGCACGAGCGGUAACGUUAACUAUGCUAGCAGUCAUGCUAACUAACUUCAACAAUACUUAGGUUUUUUUAGUAAUAUGCUAAUAUUGUUUCACAAUUUAAUAAGAUGAGACCACUUGGUUUCGUUGAAGCCAUAGCAUGCAGACAUUGACUUUUUUACUAUGUCGACUUCCCAAACGAAGACGAGGGGAGCGAAAUAUCAGGAACAGCUGUGUUGUAGUUCACCCCUGUGCACCACCAACACCGAUCACAAACUUCAACAAUUGAGUCAAUGAACAGCGAUCAGCUGUCUGACAAUAUCAUCAAAUAUCAAACAUGCACAGUUCUUGUAAACGUGGAAAUCAAGGUACUACUUGCUGUAUUCGGUUGCACUGGGUUGCUCAUAUGUUCAUAUGCUAGUUAAUGUAUAUUUUUAAUGCAACGGUGAACGUAGGAUUUGCUGCAUUUUAAAGUCACCGUCAUAACUUUAAUACUUGAAAGACCUCACAUGUCAGAAACUCGAGAAGAUAUUCUAGAGUUAAAUUAAAUCUCACUGUGAUAAACACCCACGAAGUUGCAACAAAGAUGCGUUUUCAAGUUUCAUAAACAAUGUCAAGUUAUAUUUUGUAAAUAUUCGACCUCUGAUUUUCAGAAAGAAGCCGGUCCAUGCAAAUGUGAACUGUUGGUUCUGUAAUGAGAACACAGUGGUGCCCUAUGGGAACAGAAACUGCUGGGACUGCCCCAACUGUGACCAGUACAAUGGCUUUCAGACUGUAAGUAAGCUUCAUCUGAAAGUUAUUGAAUAAGCAUGUUCAAAAACUUUUUCAACUAUUUCCUUUUGUCUCAGCUGUAAGAUGUGUGUAUUGAACUUCUCAUGUAACUUUUUUUUUUAGAAUGGAGAUUACAACAAACCCAUCCCUGCGCAACACAGUGAGCAUCUGAACCAUGGAGUAUGUGGCAGUAUUCCUGCAUCUGUGACACCAAACACACAGCAGUGGGUCAACUGUGAGAUGCUGCUGUGCAAGAAGUGCAAUAACAACCAGUCGGCGAAGGUCAAACUACUGGCCUCAUUUAUCCCAAGAGACGAGGUAUGCACAGUUUUCUUUUCUGUUCAUCAAGACACUGGCUUGAUUGCAAAAUGUCUGACAUCUCUAAAUACCUGGUGCACUAUCUUUGUUCUUUUGUAGGAGAAUUAUGAUGAGGAAAUUGAUGCCUACAAGCACCAUCUGGAGCAGACUUAUAAGUUAUGUAGGCCUUGUCAGACAGCAGUGGAAUAUUACAUAAAAUAUCAGAACCGACAGCUUCGAACUGUGCUCCUAAGCCAUCAGCUUAGACGCACCCGAGAUUCAGCCAACAGCUUCAUCGAGGUACAGUGCUUUCCCAAGUGCAAGUUUAAGGACGGUUAACAAAAGCUAUAAAUAAAUAAUAAUUCAUAGAAGAAUAUAUGACUCAGGCAUUAUGUCCCAUUAAGGAGCAACAUAUGCAGCCUGUCCAGCCAGCUGCCACUUUGCUUAGGUUUGUGCGAUGCAUUAAGGUGGCAUCAUACAGGCACUCUUAUCUGAACUUCAUUGUUAAAGCAAUUUUAAAGCUUUCCCACCUUUAUCAUCAUAGGGUAGAAGUCAAAUCUGCAAUUGCUGUUUAAAGAGUUUAGCCUCUGGGCUUCAGAGCAUGCACAGACUUCCAAGCCACAUAACCACAUGAAUCACAACAAGAUGUGGUUUGUAACUAUAUGCUGUGGCUUGUUAUUUAUGUAGUUCAGUCAGACUAAAUCAUCACACAUUAAAUUGAAGUUCUUUAAAAACCCACUUAAACUAUAAUAAAUUUAAGGUGCAAAAGAUGCAUACCUCCUAUAUGACUGAUGAGACUUGGAUUAACAUAACCGUAACAGAGCCGCCGUUUUCAGGCUUAAUCUUUGAUUUUUAGAACGGCUAAAAAAUAAUGAAAGGCAUUCAGAAAGGUUUGGCUUUCAUAGAUGAGGUUUGGUUAUGAUUUUAAAUACUACUUGGCAUUAAUAAAGUUCAGAAUAGAUUUAGCAAAAGGAAUGAGUCCAGAAGGGGAGCAGGUGGGUUGCAACUCUGUUUCGCCAUGUAAGUUUAUUUCAGUCUUAAUAAAGACACACCAGUUGAUUUAGUGUAAAGAGGUAUUUUCUUGGUUUUGUUCAACUGACUUACACAACCCCUGUGUAGACUUAGGUCAAGAUACAAAGUUGUAUCCUCAAGUUUAAAAACUAAAAAUGACUGAAAACAAAAUAUGUUGUUGUUCCUACAGAGCUCCCAUCAUGUGUCUCCUCCCCUCGGGGUGAUACUUCUAAGGGUCCUCACCUUCCUUAUAUGUGCAUUCCUCCUGGUUACUUCUAUAUACCCGUCCCCAGACCAGUCUACUCUGCCAGUGGACCCACUGACAUUGAGUGGUGGGGUUAUUCCUCCGAAACCCUCCAACAUCUCCUCCUCCAGCAAUGAAAGGAGUGGAGAUGUGCCUGUAUGGCAGAGUCUAAAGGAGCUUUUGCCGAACGGGACCAUUGAAAGUGCCACACUAGUUUGGCAGCAGGGAAGGGACAGUCAGCUGGCUGUUGUCUCUGUCGGCCUUUUGACUUGUCUCACUGCUAUCUUCUUAGCUGGACCUGGGAGGUAAGCAGCCACCACCCUGUUUGUAGGGUAGUCAUUGUCCAACAUCAGUUUUAAUUUCUCCAAAGACCAGCUCUACAAAGUCAUGUGUCUCUUGUUUUUUCCAGGCUGAGGAGAAUUGAUGCUGUGGGGUCCGUCCUGUGGUUCUCGAAGCUGCUCCUCUGCAUGACUGAGAGCUACAUGCCUGGUACCUUGGACUGGAUGGACACAGCAAAGCUCAGUAUCAUAUCCCUCUGUUGCCUCGUCAGCUUUGCUGCAGCUGUGGUAUCUCGCAAACCGCUGGGUUCAAGAAAAGCCAGAAAUGGAAGGUCAGAGUCUGAGCAUUAAUGUUCAAACUGUGUUUUAAUUGUGGGAUUUUGUGGAGGGUUCACUUAACUUGAGAUGCUUUUCUUCAUUAGAACCAGAUCAAAUCACAUAAUUUUACAUGUUUAUGACCCUUUUUCAUAAUAGUCCUCCUUGUACUAUUGUGUAGUAAAGACUGAGGUGAUGACAGAUGAAUGGUGAACAAGAAGCACAUGAUUGUAUGUGUGAUCCAUGAUGGUUACAAACUUUUAAUGGUACUUACAUUAAAGCACAAAAGCACAAUGUAAGCAUUUUAAACUUUCAUGAAUCAUGUGGUAACAUACAAAUGCUUUCCAAUCCAUCUAUGCACUAUAUGCCUAUCCAUUACUAACCCUAACAGAUAUGUGAUUGACUGACUCUUGGUGGUGAUAGUAUUACUUAAACUAACCCAACUAGUACUAAACCCUUUGUUCACACUGUGUUACUCUUACAGCAUUUUGAAUGUAGUUAUUAAUACCUUCUAUGUGUUUUCCCUCAUUGCAUGAUUUAGUGCCAACUUUCAAAGAGCCUUAGCACCACUUGGAAGAUGUGGUUCUUUUACGUACAUCUCUCUCCGGUACUCUUAUAGGCGUAUAAAAAAAUGUUCAUUCAGAGUAUUCUCCAGCCAUUUUGAUUAUUAUUUUUUUUGUGGUGAUGGCUUUAAAGAAUUUUCCUUCAAUAACAUCAGCGCCAAAGCAGCCGACCAGUUCUCAAGGGCUGUCAUGAAAACCUGCCAGUGUGAAAUGCAUAAAAAUUCUUUGCGUGACACCUCUGUUAUUGUUUUAGGAACCAGGCAUCCUCUGCACACUAAUACUGUUCAUUCUGUUCGGUAGAAACAGUAGCUUUCUGUUGUAGUGACUUUUCUUUCCCUAUUUGAACCACAGUUCAUGCUGCCUGUAAGUGAAUGUGGGAUAACUUCAUCAGAACUUUGUUGCUGCCUGUACUUGUAUGUGUUGUUGCUGUCUGUUUGCCCUAAUGCUGGUAGUUUAAAUAGUGCCUCUAGAUGACUACCUGACAGAUGUUUGGCUUUUCCAAGCAUUUGCUGAUGGUAAGUGAACUUGCUGAUUUCUGUUGGCCUUGUAUCCAUGCAUGAACAGACAAGGAUUAUGAAGUGUUCAAGUACUCAACUGAAUACAGUUGCUGGAAAAUCUGUCAAGUGUAAUAGUUGUAGGAAAUGACUUUAUAAAGCUAAGUGUAGUUUAGUGAUCGUAGUAAGUUUUUACCUCAGAUGAGCCACUACCUGAUCAUCAGUAUUAGAAAUGUAAGAUGUAGCUGAAACCAUGAAAAUAUUUUUUACUGGAACUUUAAUGUAAACUGUAGAAAUUCAGUUUCAAGUGACACCUCAGAUCAAAAGUCUGCAUGGUAUUUAAAUAUGAAAUCACUACAUUAACAUGCGUCUCUCACUCACACAUUGUUCCCAGUAACACUGAACUUUCUUCUUCCAUCUAACUUAUUUAUUGAUUCAUCAAACACACUUAUAGAAGAAGAGAUUUGCAUGGAUUAACAUUGCAAACUUACUUAUUUGUUUCUGCUAAUCUGAUUUGUUUUAUUCAUUCAAAUGUCCUGAGGUCAAAGUAAAUUAUCAUGAUGGUAAUGUUGAAGUGUGUUAGAAACUAUGAACUGUAGACUUUUGUGGAUUGUAUUUGGUGGUAGAUUACUGUGACUGUGAUGUUGCAUGUUGUGAUGCCCGUGGCUGGAGUUGUUUUCUCAGACCAGCACCUUUGGUGCAGUAUUAUCAGAGCUUUGACUUUACUUUAUAUUUCCAAUAACAGCAUUUUAAAAUACAAGACAUCACAGAAGCAUUUUCAAGGUUAUGAGGAAAAUAUGCUUGUUGUGAUGUUGCUUUUCAAGAAUAAGUUUUUGCACAAUUAAGGGCUGUUCACCAUGAUGGCACCUAUCGUAAUUCCUGGGUGACCCAGUCACAAGUGGACUGGUCCAAGAAAGUCAGUCAGCUCUUAUGACUGGGCCAAUAGAGUGAGCACUUGUGUUAGGAAUUUCCUUCCCUGUUCAUGCUGCGGAGGGAGGGAGAGCUCUGCGGUCACUUUCUUUUCAAUUGAGCAGCAAAAUGUGACAAAAAACACCUCAAACAUUAGGUGAAGAUUUAAUGUAUCAGAUCAAACACAUCACACUACACUUUAAGGUUAAUUUUUUUUGCCAACCUUUUCUAAUGAGGGCAUUUAAGUUGAAUCUGGUUCAUGAAUAGUGUACAGGGAAAAAAAUGUGUGAUUUGUGUUUAGUUUUAAUGUCUACUUAAGCUCUUAGAUAAAAUCUCACUGUGUGUUGUGUAUUGUCAACCUUCAGAGUAGCCAGUGUUUUCAUUACUAUAUUUCAAACUCUUUUCACUGCAGGGUUUAUCUUCAAAUGCAUGUCUUUGCCAAAGUUUUAUAUGCUUUGCCAAAAGUUUGUUGUCUGUAUCUUCAGUUUGCAUGUUUAUGUGGAGGAUCCAGACUGUGUGGGUAUUUCUGUGUGGUUUUGAGAGAUUUACUGUAUGUCCUCAAUAAGUUGACAGUCAGCUGCUUGACACACUUAGGUCUCGAAGCGCUUCAUUUAAACAAGUAUGUUAAUCCUGAAUAUAAGCUGCUAUAUGGAGCUUCUCCGUAUGCAUUUUAAACAGUAAUUGCCAUGAAACUACCUAUUUGAUAAUGCAGCCAUGAAUGUUAACUUUUUUACUAAGCUGUUUUAUGAUGAAUUCCAAUAAGUUGCUAACAAAAUUGUUUGUGCCGUGUCUUUAUGUUAAUGCUGUGUGUGUGUGUUGCAGAAACACUAAAAGACUCAGACUUUGAGAUAGUAUAAACUAAGUGAAGCCAUUUUUACAGCUAGCCAAUGAUUUUCUACUCCAAGCUAUAAUAAUGAGCUAAUAGUAGUUGAAAAGGUUAUGUAGGAUUCCUUAAAAUAUUCAAAGAUGCUUAAUGCCAAUUAAGAAUACAGAUUGUAUGGUAUUUGAUAUAAGCUCGUUAAAUUGUAACAAUCUGACCUGUAACAGUGUCAGCGCAUUCAGCAUCAGCUGAAAACUCAGCUCCGUCCUUGGUGUCCUGCAACAUACCCUAUGACACAUCCUGUUUUUAAUAUCAAAAUUGGUGCCUUGCUCAUUUGUCAGGUGCCAAUUUUAGGAUUUUAUAGGAUCGUUUGCUGUACAUCAGAAUAAGUGUACCUCAAAUAAACAAUUUGUGAAAGGACAUGUCUUCUCUCUUUGUUCAAAAAAUUGCACUAACGUCCGCACUAAUUAGUUUCUCUCCUCAAUCUCUAUCUUGAACACACAAUUUUGAAGUUUGAGUAAAAUCUCAGCUGCUGAAGGAACUGAAUAGUGACCAAAUUGGCACAAAUCAUGUUUGGGUUUCUGUCUGUAUCCUGUGAGAAGUGAGUGAGUGGAGCUGCACUGCACAGUAGCAUUUCUGCUGUAGCUUUGGUUCUGCAGGAACUUUCAGCAGCUGCAAGCUGCACAGCAGCUGCAGGAGCAUCACAGUGGCAGUCUUGUCCUAACUACUGUCAUUACAUGCUCAAACAACAUGACAACCGUAUACUUGUUUAACUUCUAGUAAAAGAGGUUUUAUCCAUUGUUGAGAAUGUUCAUUUUAUUUUGAACCAUAUGGCAUGUCAAGGUGGUUUUUCUGUUUUAAAGAAAAAGUUGGAACCUGAAACCACAUCAAUUGUACUGUUUGUGGUGGCAAUUUUCUCCUGAGGCUGUACAGUUAAAUGCUUCUUCUUUGUAAAACUUUUUCAUAUUAAUGUUAGUUUAAAAAGUGUUAUCAUUUGGAUUUCAGGUAGCAGACGGUUCCAUUUCUCUUGUGUUACAGAUACCUCGCCGGCAGAUCUGCAGUCCCGCUUGCAGGCGGUCCUUCUUUGUUCACUAAUAGCCAGGCAGAUUCCUUCAUCCCCAGCCCACCCCCCAACAUCUCCCUGCUGAUCAACCGCAAGCAGACUCUCCGUGAGCGCAAGGCUUCCCCCUCCUCUCUGCCAGGACGCCUCAUGACAGCCCUUCGCCUGGGCACCGUCCGCUCACUCACCAGAACAGGUAACGUUUAAAAUACUUGUUCCAGGUCAGACAAUCUUACCUUGGCAUAUUUCUUUUGGCAUCAACGUAAAGAACAUCUUUGAUUAGAGAAAAGUCAAAACUAAAUAAAGCUUAAUGACAAAGACUCAAAAUAAUACCUCAAGUAGCUCACCACAGCAAAUUUCUGCCUCUACAUAGCUGUGCAGACAUGCUAUGUUUUGAUUUGCCAUGUUUGGCCUCACAAAGAGGCAUGAUUCAUAAUUGAUAAGAUUCAUCUAGUCCCUGUCGCUGAGAAUAGAACUGGGUCGGGACUGACUUUUUUUAAGGGGUAUUUCAGCAGGAGCAGAGUUUUGUCGUUACUGCCAUAUAUUGUACAUUACUGGUCACACUGAUGCCUUUUCCACACUUGUUGUCAUCACUAUGUUUCUAUAGUUUUCUUAAGAAUAUAAUAAAAUGAAGAGGCCAUUUCUGUUGGCUCCACAGAUGUCUGUCAAAUGAUUGUUUCUUUAUUUGCUUAUAGAAAGUUAGAGUUCAAAAGGAUUGUUAUUUUCCACAAACAGACACUAAAGAAAUUUAACUUCUCUGAUCAAGACCGUUUUCCAAACCCAAAUGACUCCCAGUGCAUUUGUGUUAGUCAUAGCUGGUCUCCUCUCUGUAGUGUGGUUUGCAGUUCAACCUCAACUCCUCCUGUCAACUGCAGAAAUGACCUUGAGCAAGGCAAUAAAAACCUAAUUUCUCCUAGUAGCAUGAUGCUUCUGACUGAGUUUAUGUGAUUCUUGUGAGUGGGAGAAGUCUUGCUUGGUGUUAAUGGCAGAAUAUGACUUCUCAAGACUGGAGAAAGCAGUUCAAGUAUGGUGUCGAUGCUGUUUACAUUACCGAGUGUGAGUUCUCAGUUGUGAGUCUUUGCAGCCUUCUUUUGUCAUGUGAGAUAGUAAAGUGUAAAUAUGCUUAGUGUUUAGUAGAUUAUCAAACUGCCUCAGCCAUUCUGUCUUUCUAUAAACCAGGACAUUAUCAUCAUUUGGUACAUUAUUUGAUUAACCCCCUCCCUGGCUGUAUUGUCAUUUUUUUGCCACAAGGGGGCAGACUAUCUUUGAUUUAUCAUAAAAGGUAACCCCCCCCCCCCCCACUUAUAAAUAUGAGGCUGUUUGAAACAAACAUCAGCAUACUUCCUUACUUGUACUUUUACUUGUAUUUUUGACAAAAUGACUAGUACAGGUUUAAGGAAAGCCUUGUUUUAGAUCUAUUUAAAUUGGUCUAAUUGUGUCUCCUAUUGAUGUUAUUUUCAGACUCUGGUUACCUGUUUAGUGGAAGCAGACCAACAUCUCAGUGCCAAGACUCCCCGCCUUCAGGUACAAAAAACAUGACAUGUUUUUAUACUAUUGAUGAUGCACACUGAAUACAGUCAUAUGUAUGGCUGGGAAUCACAGCAGGUUGCCUGAAUCCAAUUGGUUCUUAUACACACAGUCCCCAUUUGUAUCCAGAUUGAUGUUAAUAUUAAUUUGUUCAAGUAUAUUUCUUUCAGCUGCAAAUUGCAAUUUGUUUCAAAAUGAUAGAUAUUCUCCAUGAACCUGUGAUGUUAAUGCUCUGUAAGCAUGUGAAAACUUAUUUGAUGAGGCUGCUUUUCUAGCCUGCAUGUCUCCCCUAAAACAAACAAAACCAAAUACAGUGUGGGACCUUUGCAGUCCUAGCAUAUAAAAGUUGUGACAGCCCCCAUUUCUUUUGAGCAAGCAGGGAGCUGGAUGGUACCUUAAUGCUCAAUGCCUUCACCAGUGAGGUUUGCUUUAUAUUGUAUGUUUUUGUACAUCAUUUAUCUAGGAGUCCCCUAAAACAAAGAGAUUCAUGAUACUACCUAAAGGCAUUCAUUGUAGAGCUCUUGUUUGACGUUUUUCACUCCUUUCUCGGCACAGAUUAUUUUUCGCUGAAAUCAGGGAGUCGUCCAUCAUCACCAGGCCCGUCUCCGACUCCUUCUGUAGCUGGGUCAGUCACAUCAAGUUCAAGCUCUGCCCGACAAAGACGCCCCCUCAUCAGCCCUGCUCGCCUCAACAUCAGCGGCCGGAGUCUGCGCCUUUUCUCCAGAGAGCACGAACCGUCGCCAGUGUCACCCUCCCCAUUUUCACCCCCUGCUUCUCCACUCGUUUCAAGACCAAAUGGUAACAACAGCUGGGGCAAGCUUAUAAAAAUUGUAUUUAGGGUUAGGAGCAUGCCUUGCUACAGACUUCAUGUCAUUGUAGAUAUUACCACCAGAUGGCAAUCUAGAGCAUUCUUGAACCCUAAACACAAGAGAAAAGUUUCUUAUUCACUAAAAAGAGAAAUGUUUCUUAUUCAAUACAGACUUUUUUUGAUUUUUAUUUAUGGUUCUAUAGUUAAUCUAGUUCCCUUUUUUUGCAGAUAUGAAUUCAGUGUUUUGGGAUGGAAGUGUGAUGGAAGAGAGAGUGCAGCAUGACAGCUCCUCAGAGUCCUCUGUGUGUAAGGUCGGCACUACGACAGAGACCCCAGAGUGCAGUUCUACUUCCAAAGGUAGGAGGAUGUGUCUUCCAAAAUUUGUCGUAUCAGGCUUUAGUUUCUUGCCUGCUGUCUUACUGUGUAUUUGUCUGGGGUCCUAAAUAAAGCUUAAAUCACAGUGUAUUGUGACUAUCAAAACUAAAUUAGUUGCUGAGAGGAGAAUGCAGGGAUCUGUCUGAAGGUUUCUGAGAGUAGUCCAUGUCAGAUUCAUGAACAUUCCUUAAACUGCUGAAUUGCACCUGUGUGAUUCUUGAGUUAAACUUCUCUUUUACCAAACCAGAUGGGAUAGCAUGUUGCUGCAGAAUGCUGUGCUAGCUAUGCUUAAUAUUUGUUCCUUGAACUUUAAAUAAAUCCCCAACAGUGUCAUUAGCAAAGCACCUCCACUCCUCCACUUCUCCUAGCCUGGCUGGGCCAUCCUGUUGCGUGAAUCACUUGCCGUUCCUUCACACGAGGAGGUGUGAAGGAAUGGCAAGUGAUUCACGCAACAGGAUGGCCCAGCCAGGCUACACUUCUCCUCCCUUCCUUGUGAUAGGAAUAGCACUUGUAAACCUUUUCAGUGUCUCACAAAGGCAAGAGGAACCAAAAAUCUCUGAUUUGGACUCAUCAAAACAAAGUAUUUCUUGGGGUUUAAUGCCAAUUCCCCACUAGUCUUUCCUUAUCACUAGAGGCUUCUACGCAGCAAUCUGACCAUCAUGAAGUCUCCUGAACAGCUGAUGUUAACUCUGAAAUGUGGGGCUCUAAUUGUGCUGUUAAUUUGCUGUUUCAUGAAAGCCAUUUUUGUUAUAGCAUUUGAUGGUUUUUGCAUCUAUUGAUAGUUCUUGCUAUAUUAUAGAUGAGAACAGUAGUCUAAUAGUGCUAAUCACUGUAUAGGACUGUGUAAUAACCCUGCCUCUGGAAAAUACAAGCCUCACUUGUUAAUAAAAAAACAUUCCAGGCGAUGACCUCAUGAAGCUGGUUAAGAGAAUGCCAAUAGUGUGCUAAGCUGUGAUCAUAGAAAAAGGUGGCUACACAAGAUCCCAGGUAUUUGUAUCGUUUUCUGCCUGAAUUUAAAAAAGGAGGAGAGGACUGCAGAGGACUCGAAGAACUCUGUUUUGCCAUGAGGGAAGUUUAUAAAUUGCCUUUUACCUUUCAAUAAAGGAAUGUACUAACUACUAUCUCCAAGGUAAAAUAAAUCCUGUCUAUCCACAUCAGAUAUUUACAUCAUACCAAAUCAAACCAGAAAUUAGCUCAAAAUUAAAUAAUUAAUUAUUCACAAAUGAAGUGACUUAAUUGAAUAUUAAGGAAACCUAAGCACACACUAAAGAUAAGGUAAGAAGAACUUUAUUUAUCCCCAAGGGUAAAUUCAAUAAAGUCAGAAAUCAAACUUGUAGGUAGCACUGGAGUUCAGGCAGAGUGAACAUGGUAUUCUUUUUCAGCCAUUCCAGUAGAAAUGGCUCACACUUGGACCAGAAGUCAGGGGUUGGAGUAAAGAGUCUGGGCACCUCUGCCACUUAUGAUGAAUAUUUUGAUGAAAUCGUUUCCUCUCUCUGUUACAUCAUGUCCAGGUUUCAUGAAGCAGCUCCUCUGGCCAGGGCUUUUGAUUGUGAGUCUGACCUCCAACAUUUUCUGCAUCAGCUUCUACAUAUACCACAACUGGAGAUGA
Xyrichtys novacula (pearly razorfish) is the source of this 11341-nucleotide messenger RNA. The record is from the annotation of a GenBank genome assembly. Lineage: Eukaryota; Metazoa; Chordata; Actinopteri; Labriformes; Labridae.